Anolis carolinensis (green anole) is the source of this 1857-nucleotide messenger RNA. RefSeq names its product germ cell nuclear acidic protein-like. Bases 383 to 1702 code for a protein of 439 amino acids. Lineage: Eukaryota; Metazoa; Chordata; Lepidosauria; Squamata; Anolidae. The transcript has 7 exons. Gene Ontology annotation, cellular component: nucleus. The record is from RefSeq and is a predicted model, not a curated record.
GUGCCGGAAGUGCGUCAUCGCCGCCCGCCCGGCCAAGCGGGAAUUUUAAAUUCAGGGCAGUUGCCGUCCGCUGUCCUCGCCUCUCUCUCUCUCUCUCUCUCUCUGUCCCGGUCAUGGCGGAGAAGGCCCCGUUCCCUGGCUGGGCCAGCGACGAGGAAGACGAGGCCUUCGAGCUGUGUGAGUGGCCGGAGGGAGAGAGGCGCCUUCCUCCCUUAUCCCUCCCUCCCCCUCCUUCCCCGGUGAGCGCCGCUCUCUCCCUCUCUCUCUCUCUCUCCCUCAGUCCUGACCCGGAUCAAGAACCCGAGGGCGCCCCGCAGCGGAAGCAAGACCCCCAGCAGCGCCCGGAGGACCAAGGCCUCUCUCUGCAGCAGGCACCCCGGGAAUGCCCUGGAAGAAGAGGGCCCCUCGCUCCGUGUCGCUCCCGCCUCCGCUCACCUUCAGCGACAGCGAUGACGACCAGGUCUUUGUCGACUUCACGCCGAGGAACCCCCGCCAGCCCCAGCGGUCGGGCCUCCAGCAGGGCGGUUGGAGGAAAGGCCCGUCUGCCUCCUCGUUGGAGGAUCGUGUCCCUCACAGGCAGAGUCCCGACUCUUCCUCGAAUGAGGAGGAGGAGGAGGACAAAGGGGGCUCCGGGAGAGGGAACGCAAGCGGGGCACCGGGCGCAGCAGCCCACAGCUGGCGGACGGCGAUGAGCGCCAGGUCGGGAUCCGGGAGCUCCGACGAAGAGAUCGGCAGCCUGGCCACACGCAUCAAGCAAAGGAUGCUCCUCUCUUCCGAAAAGAGUGGCCUCCGCACCCCGGGCACCUCUGGAGAGAGGCCUUCCCCCGCACACCCCUGCCCAUCCGUGAAGAGGGAGCAGCCCCGGCCUCUUGGGCCCUGCCCAUCGACGCCGCCGGCCGGGCCCCCCCAGGGCAGGGUGCUUGCCAACGUCACCCAGCGGCACAGGACGCCACCCGCCAGGGGGGGCUCCUGCCGGGUGCAAGGCUGCUUCUUGCAGGAGCUGUCUGACCCAGAGACCCAGCACUGCAAGCGCUUCCGGAGUCUGAAGGAGGAGCUGGCGCGAAGCCUCUAUGCCUUCUACAACACCUCCGUCUUUGAGCAAAAGUUGCCAGAGAGUAUGGAGAUCCUCUGGAACAAGAAGAUGCGGAAAACGGCUGGGUGCUGCGUGACGGGCCGGCGGAAGGGCCCCCCGGAGCAGCGCUAUGCGCGGAUCAUGCUCUCCGAGAAAGUCUGUGACUCUGCAGACCGCCUGAGGGACACGUUGAUCCACGAACUCUGCCACGCAGCCACGUGGCUCCUCCACGGCGUUCGGGACGGGCACGGCCGGUUCUGGAGCCUGUAUGCCAAGAAGGCGGUCACGGUCCACCCGGAGCUCCCUGUGGUGGAGCGGUGCCACAACUACGAGAUCAACUACAAGUUCACUUACGAAUGCUCUCGAUGUGGGAACACGAUCGGGCGCCAUUCCAAGUCCUUGGACACGCAGCGCUUUGUCUGCGCCCUGUGCCGGGGCCCGCUCGCGCUGUGCCAGCCCACGAGGAAAGACGGCACGCCGGCCGCAAGGGCGCUGACUCCGUUUGCAAAGUUCGUGAAGGAGAACUACGGCUCGGCAAAGCGCUCACAGCAGGGACUCAGCCACGCGGACGUCAUGAAGAAGCUCAGUGCGGACUUUGCCUCCUCCCGGGAGCGUGCGCUCAGCUUUUGAUGGAGGGAAGGACAGACGGACGGAAGGGGCCAAGCCGUGGCCGUUGGAGCCCCUCUCCCUCCCCGGCCCAGACCGGACACCCCAGCACCCCCUCCUUGUUUUUUAAAAUGGCUCAGAGCACUAGAUAACGUGCGAAUAAAGUAGAGUAAAGCCAA